Alosa sapidissima (American shad) is the source of this 4430-nucleotide messenger RNA. RefSeq names its product membrane associated ring-CH-type finger 4 (gene marchf4b). Gene Ontology annotation, biological process: protein ubiquitination. Bases 1003 to 2325 code for a protein of 440 amino acids. The transcript is spliced from 4 exons. The record is from RefSeq and is a predicted model, not a curated record. Lineage: Eukaryota; Metazoa; Chordata; Actinopteri; Clupeiformes; Clupeidae. Gene Ontology annotation, molecular function: zinc ion binding; ubiquitin-protein transferase activity.
CUCCGGUACCCAAUAAGCGCAAAGCAAUCGCCACCACAGGUUCCACGCCGUUAUUCCAGCCUCGGGGACAGUUACUGUGGGUCUUUGGACACGGACCUAUGGGCAGACUACGCCUCGCCUCUGCAUCGUCCUUAGGUGAUAUCGAUUCCAGGAUUCUAAUUGCUACUAAAAUGCCCCACACGGCGAUCCUGGACCAGCGCCAACGAGCGAGGUUUUGAUUUGACUCACACCUGGAGUCGUCUCCCAAAAAUCGUGAUUGUGGAAGAUGAAGUAGCCGACCCGAACCAAGCAGAAGGCACCUAUAAGGAGUUACGCUAAUUGGUCAAGAUAUUUGCAACUUACUCUGAAGGUUUUUGUUGAAGUCGUCGACAAGGGGGUCGGAAAACUGCGUUGUCUUGUUCUUGACAAUCAUGGGAUAUUAUUGUCUAGCCUUUCAAAUCCCUUUAGGCUAACUGUUGCGAUCCUAGUCACUUGCACAGGAAAUAAGAUGAAGAGAAUGACUGGAAUGGAACGUUACACAAAUGCAGACUGCUAAAUAUAGUGUUAGAUCUGUGAAAGUAUUGCUGUUUUUUUGUGAAUCUUUAUACACCAUCGACAAAAAUCGACGAGGGAAUUACUGCAAAAACGAAUUUGUUAUCCUCUAUUUAAAUAUUUACUCUAAAUAAAUAGCCUAGGACCUCGAACCCGUGGAGCGCUUGUUUGAAUUUUCUCCUUCUUUCUUUGUAUACCGCUAUAGCCUCUUGUGCACACUUAUCCAAUUCCCAAUCUAUCCAUCCCUCUGCAAGACAAGCAAAGAGUUUAGUGUAUUUGGCUUUGAGUGGAGGCUGCUGUGAUAUUUCAACAUCAUGGUAUCCAAACCUCCAAACCACCUUUUAUAACUCAAUCCACCCGUGGCAACCAACUCUGUACAAGUUAACCCUCUGACGGAAAUAUUCUUAACAUGACCCGUUCUCUCUGGCUUUUACCAACUUUAUUUUGUCCACGUGCCUGUGAAAUGUGCACAUGUUGUUAGUCCCCGGCGUCGUUACAUGGUGCCGGACAUUGUUGAGUCUCCAUCUGAUGUUACGCAGCGCCGGUAUGCUGAAGAGCCGCUGUUGCGUUUUGUUCAGUGACCUGAAGGUUCUUCUUUUCAGGCCACCGCCGCCGUCGGCACCGCCACCCACACUCAACCCCAUGAUUGGACAAACGACGGAGCGCCGUGAGAGCGGAGCCAACUCGCAUGUUAAUAACAACACGUUAAUACGAGUCAAUCAGGCGGGCCCCUGGAAUGCCCCGCAGCUAGAGGGUGCUGCGGACUCAGAGGGGGUCCGGGAAGCCCCGGUGUGGACGGAGGCGACAGCGGAGGCACCCACGGAGGCGUUUCAUUUCAGGGACUCCCCAGACGACUUCCCCAAGCGGGAGGAACGGUUCUCUCUCAUCAGCUGCACGAGUGGCAUCAGGACUCCGGUGUGCAGGAUAUGUUUUCAAGGACCGGAGCAGGGGGAGCUGUUGAACCCGUGCCGCUGCAGUGGCUCUGUGCGCAGCACGCACCAGCCGUGCCUGAUCAAGUGGAUCAGCGAGCGAGGCUCCUGGGCCUGUGAGCUGUGCUACUACAAGUACCAGGUCAUCGCCAUCAGCACCAAGAACCCUCUGCAGUGGCAGGCCAUCUCCCUGACAGUGAUAGAGAAGGUGCAGAUCGCGGCGGCCAUCUUGGGUUCGCUCUUCCUCAUCGCCAGCAUCUCCUGGCUGGUGUGGUCAUCGCUCAGCCCCUCAGCCAAGUGGCAGCGGCAGGACCUGCUCUUCCAGAUCUGCUACGGCAUGUACGGCUUCAUGGACGUGGUCUGCAUUGCUCUGAUUGUGCACGAGGGUCCUUCCGUGUUCCGAAUAUUCCACCGCUGGCAGGCGGUCAACCAGCAGUGGAAGGUUCUGAACUAUGACAAAUCCAAGGACAGCCAGGACGGCAAGGCCACCACCGCCACCGAGAAGGCCACCACCGAGUGGACUCUGUCGUUGCUGCACCAGCGGGUUGAAGCCGGAGCGGACGCUUCGCCGUCCACCUCCUCCCUCGUGGCCGCCAUCAACGCAGUGACCCCCACUGCGGAAACAGUCGCCAUGGCGCUGAUGGCGGGGGUGGAGGCUGGGCGAACAGGGGCAGGGGUAGGGCCGGACUUGCAGGACUCCGUCUCCCAGGGCAACGGGACAACGUCACACGUGCCCAACCAGCACUACGCGUAUCACUUCCUCCAGCUGUUGAGCCACCUGAGGCCCGCCCAGGAGGCCCGCGCCCCACAGCCCAGCCCCAGCACCAGUAGCCGGGAGCUGGUCAUGAGGGUCACUACAGUCUGAGGAUCCCCCCGGGGCCUGUCUGGACGAAUGGACGCAAAAGACAGAACAACUGGGCUUAAUAGUACUCUUUCAAAAAAAACAUUUUGAGGAAAAAAACUAAAAACUUCUGUGACUUCUUGUUUUGUGUGUGUGUGUGUGUGCGUUUGCAUUGUUGUCAGCACGUGUGUGUGUGUAUGUGUGCGUGUGUGUGUCAAUGGAAGGCACUGUGCAUCUAUCUUUCAGAUUAAACGCAAAAAUCCAUGUGUUCGAUUGGUUUGACUAGCGAGGCAUUGCCAUCGAUUAGAUGACAAACAGGAGGCCUCUGGAGAGCUUCUCAAGCCUAAUGAAUAUAUUCAACAGUUUGUGCCAUCUCCUAUUAUGCAUUCAUCAGCGCCGUUUGUCACGCCGAUAGCUUCAGAGGUGCUCUUUAUCUGCUGAUACUGAGGACUUUACCCAUGUACCCAGUGUCCAACACCAACGCAGGACGCUGCGGUACCGUCUGAAUGAGGUUCUUAAUAGCGGUUCCCCUCUCAGCAACAAAUUCUACAUAAAUGUGUUAGUAUGACCCUCCAUGUUGCAUUUCCUCAUAGCUCCAUUCAGAGAGGGGUUGUUUUUUAGUGAUUGGGAAACUUUUGAGAAAAAAGAAGCUUUUUCCGUCAUGAUAGUGUUGAUGUGGCAUUUAAAAAAAAAAUACAGAAUGACUGAUGACUUUAUCUGUGUGGCCAGUGUUUGGUGUGGUUGGAGCAAAUGGGGAUUGUUUGUGUUGAAGUAAAGCAGACAAACAGGGCAGACAGACGCAGAGGGGUUCGGACGGGUCAGCCAGGGAAGGGACGAGGAGUCCGUGGACGCCGACUACAAGAAAACAACAGGCUGUCCGAGAGCUCCACGGAAAUGAAGGAUGACUCGUCCUCGACCCACUCGACCUACUCAUCUCAUAUGCCACACACACUCAUACACACACAGUGACACACACUUAUAAACAUAAACACAUAUAUCCUCACGCAUACACAUACUGUAUAUGACACACACACACACACACACACACACAAACAAAGAACAAUAAAUACAAGUAUAUAAACCUUCCCAUUUAUAAAUACACACGCACAAACAAACGUACACACACAAACCAUCCAGCCAGCUGGCCCAUCAAACACACAGAAACAGAAACACACUCACAAUGUAAGCCCCUUAUUUUAUUCUUUCAUGCCAGCUCGAGAUGGCAUCCCGAUGGCAGGAUUUUUAUUCCGAGAGGCAUCAAUUACUAGAAUCAACAGAAGACAGCAGUGAGCCAUUCAGUUCCAUUCCUCUCAGUGUCUCGCUCAGCUCAGUGGAGCGGAGCGUAGCAUAGGCCACACGGACAUGUUUGUGUUUGCUGGAUAUAUAUAUAUAUAUCAACCUUUUUCAUCUUAACAUGUUCUGACACUGCAGAUCUCUGAGUCUCGGUGUUGGUUUGUUGAAGUUUCAUCAUCUCCGCUCUUCUCAGUGACCGGCUAGUUAGCCUCUGUGACGGGGUAUGGUCACUGCGUUUGAGUAGCCUACAGUAUGUGCGCUGAUGGCCAUACCAACAAGUCCGGCUCUUUUCCACUGCAGUCAAGCUGUACGUUUUGUACUUACGAGGCCUGGUGACCUGACCGCUCUCUCUCUCUCUCUGUCUCUCUCUAUACAUCAUUCAGCUUGUAAUCAAAAAAGUUCAUCAUUCUCACACAGCUGAUGGACUGAUCUGAAGACAUUGGGGUGAUGGAGCUUAGUGAUAUGUUCAGUAGGCUUUACUGUAUUAUUCAUUAACUCUCUUUACUUUUCUGCAUUUCUGAUGCUGACAAAUACUGUCGAUUAAGCAAAGCUCCUAGUUCAUAUUCCAAAUGACUGUUCUCUAAUGUCUCGAUGGUGUGGCAGGCGGACGUAAGGCAGUUCCGGCAUAUGAGUGGUCAGUCUAUUGGUUUGGGUAUUGGCUCUGGUUCUGUUUGUUCCUGUAAACAUGUCUCACUCACACUGAGCAUCCAUGCCACUUUGUCCAUGUCAAUUCAAACAGGAUCUCAUGAGGUGAUUAUUUUGAAUAGUAAAGUUGACUACUGUGACUAAUACAACAUUUAUUUAUUUUAAAUAAAUGUCUUUUUUAUUUUAUUUCA